AUGUCUUCUUUGCAGCAGGAUCAAGCACAAAAGCUCUUAGACAGUCGUCCGGUGGAGGACUCGGAACUGACCCACGUCACGCCUGUUGAAGAAGUCCCCCAUCAGAAUGAGCCUUCCUCCUCUUGCGAGGCCGACCCACCGUACCUAAUGGGAAAUAAGGAGCCUUUGUCAACACUAGAUGGAGAAAAUGAGAUGUUGCAGACGGUGGAGAUCUCUCCCAUCUUUCGAACUCAGACCGCUGGGUCUCGUACCUCAUCCCCACAGAUACUUUCACGUCCUCCACUGGAGGUCAUCACCAGCUCCUCAAAACCUAUUGUUAUCAACUACCAGGUCUCAAUGAAGACGAUAGCGGCUGCGCAGGCUGUUAUUUGCACUUCCUUAACCGCAGCGCUCCUUCUUGAGCGACGCUGGCUGCCACUGUCGAGAGCAGUCCAAGUAUCCGUCGCCAGGGGCGUCAACGAUGGCCCGUUCAAUUUUGUCCGGGAAGUUAUCUCAUGGCGAGCUCUGAGAGCAUCCUUGAGCCUGGAAGUUUGCUUGCUUAUCAUUGUUACUGCGGCGACCUUUGGAACACAGUUCACUUCCACCAUUCUUGUCUCCGGCUUCGACGCAACGACGCUGGUGCAGUUCCCCGAGAAGCUCCAUCACAAUGUGAUCCUGUCAGUCGAGGCAGCCCAGAAUGUCAGCAAGAUCAAUUCGUUCUCGCAGUUCCCUCCGUCUUACGCCAUUUUCGGCGAGGUGGACACAAACCAAGCACCUGACCCUGGCCCUAAUGGUGUUUCGGAUACAGGCGCAAAGUCUCGCUCCUUCUUGCCCUUCCAAGAGGAACAGCGCACAAAGCUUCGCAAGUACGAGGGACCCGCCUUCUCUGAAACGACCCAGGUGAUGUGCAUGAGACCCUUCAUCGAGGCGCAAGUCUUUUCGGACCACGUGAUGACGGCGCGGAGCGCACUGGCAUUGCCCUUCAUUGAAGGUACCAUCUCCUACGACAAGACAUUCAAAGAAGCUGGCUUGGAAAUCUGGACGAUGUGUGCCGAAUCAAAUGGCAAAACAGGUCACACUGGCAGCCUGAACCUAUGUUUGCCACAGAACAUUUCCUGUACUUUCUCCUUGAUGGAGGAAGGAGACUCAAGCGAUCUACCGAGCAUAGGACUAUGCCAUCUCGGCGCAGAUGUCAUUAACAACAUCAGCGAUAAUGACCAAGAAAACUACUCGAUUGAGAGUUACUGGAAUGACUCGAAUCCGCUCUGGUCAGCCAACGCCUAUCCGUGGAUUUAUCUCACACUGGGCACCAACUUGACCUCUGACGCAUGGAUUCAAGACGGCCCCAGGGACAGUAACUCUUCGAUCGUGCUGGGUUCUCCCGUUGCACAAAUUUCUGAGUGGCACAGCUAUCAGAUUCUACCGAAUAUGAUUUUGAACCUCACUCUAUGCUUCGCCGGACUCGCAACGGGCAUAUACGACGUGUCGAUGGCUACAACGCUCAAUCUUAUGGAGACUAAGGUCAGAUGGACCCCAGCAGGCAGCGAGGAAGGGGCAGAGUCCGGGCAGAAUUUCAUGGGGACAACCAUUCCUCACUUGACCGCCGCGGAGAGGGGAGUCAUGUCAAUUUCAGCAGUCCGUGAUUCUACUGGCCUCGCGUUGGAAGACCUAGAUACCAGCUCACAUACGCUAUGGAUGGGCCCAUUUGGGUUUACAGGCAUGGCUGCGGCAUCUAACGGUGGCAGCUGGGUCAUGUGCAACUUCUGUCAAUUCGAAGGCUGGGCAAUCCCUCCCGGAAUCGCCGCAUUGUUUUCGAGAACCAUACACACCACGGGCCGAGCGGCAUGGGCCAUCCAGACUUUUCUAACCAUCUACACAGAAAGCUGGUAUUCACAGAUCCUGCCCCAGUUCGAUGUGGCCUCCGACAUCCGCGUGACCUCUACCACCGAUGUCCGGGUUCCGAAGAGCUGGGCCGCACUUGUUGCGGUUCUUGCCAUGACUGUGGUCAAUCUGGUCUGUGUGUGGACGAUUACGGUGCUAUAUGCCGUACAUUCCAGGUACUCUUGUCAGGGCAAUGUGUGGCACACCAUUUCGCAACUCAUGUCGGACCAUACGAAGCCGAUUUUGGAACAGAGUAAUCAGAUGAAGGAUAGUGAGGUUGCAAAGCGAGUGGAGAAGGAUGAUUAUUUGGUAUUCAUCGGAAGAUCCAAGGGCUCAGAUAAGGUGACUGUGCUUAAAGCUUGA
Messenger RNA from Diaporthe amygdali, 2223 nucleotides. RefSeq lists its product as uncharacterized. The transcript has 2 exons. Lineage: Eukaryota; Fungi; Ascomycota; Sordariomycetes; Diaporthales; Diaporthaceae. The coding region runs from base 1 to 2223 and encodes 740 amino acids. The record is from RefSeq and is a predicted model, not a curated record.